AUGUACAAAGACAACCUCGCACCCUCAGACUCCGCGCUGUCCACACCGACGACGCCGAGCGAGGUGAAGAGUACUCGAUACCGAGACCCACGCUAUAAGAAACUGCUCGCGGCCAUGGAUGUCUUCAUGGAUCCUCAGCCCGAUCAUGGGAUCACGGUUGAGAGCAAAACUUGUUACAUGGCGUUGCUUACUUCCGAGCAAACAGUUCCAACCGACUCCCUAUUUCGAGACGACCGGUUUGAGGAAACAUGCCGGAAAGUGGCAAACAAGAAUGAGGCGAGAGUAUUGCGGGACAUUUCGCCUCUAAUCGUUCCAUCGGCGGAAAAUCUCGCUACAUGCGGCUCCGCCGGCCUCGGGUGUUUGGUUGAGAGUGUCAAUGAGCCAUGGAGUAGUUCGAUCCCCAUAAUCACCCCUCGGCCGCAACCAGACUAUUCCGUCGGCUUUCUGCAAACCGCCUUCACCAGCGAACAACUCGCCAAGCUGAAGCCGUUUGUUGGCGAUCCCUUCGAUGGCGACCAAUCCUUCUUUAUGGCUACAAAAGACAUGUACUUCCCCUUCCUCACCUAUGAGGUAAAGUGCGGGCUUAGAUCAUCCGACUUGGACGUUGCGGACUGCCAGAACGCCCACAGCAUGGCUCUCGCGGCACGCGGAAUCGUCAAGCUCUUCCGUAAUGUAGGGCGGGAGAACGAGGUCCACCGACAAAUUGUUUCGUUCUCCGUCUCACACGACCAUCACUUCGUUUGGCUCGACGGCUACUAUCCGGUCAUUGAUGGAAAGAACACCAGAUAUUACCGCCACCCCAUUUAUGAAUUUAGCUUCACAACCAUGGAUGGUAAGGAGAAGUGGACGGCAUACCGGUUUGUCAAGAAUAUUUACGACAAAUGGAUGCCUGACCACUUCAAGAGAAUCUGCUCGGCCAUCGACCAGUUGCCCGACCUGGACCUUGAGGUCCCAGCACUUUCCAAUCCGAACGGCUUGUCCGAGGACCUUGGAAAUCAAGUGCAAUUGUCGGAGGCCGACUCCGAGUCGCCGAUUCGCAUGGAUAGGGACACAAUGCCGGCGCCUGCCAAGAAAAGGAGGGAGAAGUCCGGCUAA
Messenger RNA from Neurospora hispaniola, 1095 nucleotides. RefSeq lists its product as uncharacterized. The transcript has a single exon. Bases 1 to 1095 code for a protein of 364 amino acids. Lineage: Eukaryota; Fungi; Ascomycota; Sordariomycetes; Sordariales; Sordariaceae. The record is from RefSeq and is a predicted model, not a curated record.